Austrofundulus limnaeus is the source of this 2322-nucleotide messenger RNA. Its product is annotated as mannosyl-oligosaccharide 1,2-alpha-mannosidase IC. Gene Ontology annotation, molecular function: calcium ion binding; mannosyl-oligosaccharide 1,2-alpha-mannosidase activity. Lineage: Eukaryota; Metazoa; Chordata; Actinopteri; Cyprinodontiformes; Rivulidae. Gene Ontology annotation, cellular component: endoplasmic reticulum; extracellular exosome; Golgi membrane. The record is from RefSeq and is a predicted model, not a curated record. Gene Ontology annotation, biological process: carbohydrate metabolic process; mannose trimming involved in glycoprotein ERAD pathway.
AACGGCGAGGCAUCGCUCUUCGAGGUGAACAUCCGUUACGUCGGCGGGCUGCUCUCAGCGUACUACCUGACAGGAGAGGAGCUGUUCAGGAAUAAAGCCGUGGAGCUGGGAGAGAAGCUGCUGCCUGCCUUUAAUACACCAACAGGAAUCCCCCGAGGCGUCAUCAACCUGGGGAGCAGUGGGACCAGUUGGAGCUGGGGCUGGGCCUCGGCUGGGAGCAGCAUCUUGGCCGAGUUUGGGACUCUUCACCUUGAGUUUGUGCAUCUGACCGAGCUCUCUAACAACCCAGUCUACAAAGAAAAGGUGAUGAACAUCAGGAAGCUGYUGAACAAGAUUGAAAAACCUCACGGCUUGUAUCCUAACUUCCUGAGCCCAGUUAGUGGCAACUGGGUGCAGCAUCAUGUUUCUAUUGGUGGACUCGGAGACAGUUUCUACGAGUACCUGAUUAAAUCAUACCUGAUGUCAGACAAGACAGACGAGGACGCAAAAACGACGUACUACACCGCGAUGGAGGCGAUUGAAGCUAACCUGGUGCAGAAAUCCCCYGGAGGCCUCACCUACAUGGCUGAGUGGAGGGGAGGGAUCCUGGACCACAAGAUGGGCCACCUGGCCUGCUUUUCAGGGGGCAUGAUUGGGAUUGGGGCAGAUGAUGGAGCACCAGAGAAGAGGCAACACUACCUGGACCUCGCUGCUGAGAUCACACACACCUGCCAUGAGAGCUACGAUCGCUCCACCACUAAGCUCGGCCCYGAAGCCUUCAGGUUCGACAGUGGAGCCGAAGCCACAGCGACCAGGCUGAGCGACAGAUAUUACAUCCUGCGACCAGAAGUCAUCGAGAGCUACAUGUACAUGUGGAGACUGACCCACGACCCGAAGUACAGAGACUGGGGAUGGGAGGCUGUUGAGGCACUGGAGCAGCACUGCAGGGUCGAGUCCGGCUUCUCUGGGAUCCGUGACGUCUACACCCUGACCGUGAGCCACGACAACAUGCAGCAGAGCUUCUUCCUCUCAGAGACACUAAAGUAUCUGUACCUGCUCUUCUCUGAUGACGACCUGCUCUCUUUUGAAGACUGGGUCUUUAACACAGAAGCCCAUCCGCUGCCCAUCAUCCGCAAGAGCUGCCUGCAGGACGAAGCAACAGAAGAAAAGACAGUUUCUGAAUAAAAGGGACCACCGAACAGCAAGAGACAGUUCCCAACACAAAUGUGCACAGACUCGGAUAAAGAUUGCAAACACAAGGCCAGCGCAGGUUCAGAGUCUUUUCAGGAGUGUGUUAUUGACUCAAUUCCUUUGCAGGAAAGGAUGUUGUUGUUUUAUGCUGUGAUUGUAUAUUCUUUCGCCAGGGUUGCUUCCUGCUGGCACUUUUUUUUUUGUGGACAAUCAAGACAAACAUGACUUUCAUGAAAAGAUACCUUUUUCUUCUUUCCUUCUUUCCUCUGUGAGGAAACCAGUAUAACUUACAAACCCAAAUGUAUGGGAGGAGGUUUGAACUACGGGCCAUAUUUUCAGAAAGAGUGAAAAAAAUCUAGAAAACCACUGCGGUUCUGCUCCUUAGUUUUGUCUUUAAUUACCUUAACUCUUCUAGUUUCUGGUUUUCCUUUGUGAAUACACUCUUUGGCCAAAGGUUUCCUCGUAUUUCUAUUUUCCUCCUUUUAACAAAGUGUUUCUGGUGAAAUUUGAAAGAAAGGCUGAAAUAUAUAAUAGAGCUUAAAUAAUGUACAGCCAAACAUGAAAUGUGACUCAAAUCCACUUCUAAACUAUUCUGAUGUCAUGUUUCUUUCUGAAACAAGUUUGAAUGAUAUUUUUUUAAAGGUCAGAGAUGUCAGGAAAGUGGCUCUGUCUUAUGCAUCCAGGGACCAUUAAAAAUAAUAAUGUUGGUUUGUGGAUCCACUUUAUGCUCGGACAAUUUUUGUCAACAGUUCUCCCAGCCUUUCACAUGAAAUUGGAGUGCUCUCUGUUCUGUCACUGUAAAACAAACAUAAAGGGAAACAGAGGUGUCUGCUGGUUUCUGUUGGGAGCUUUUUUUUUCUGCCUUCACGUGAUGCAGGCUGUUCGACUGCAGAGACGAGCUUUUAUUUUGAAUUACUGUUCUUUUGAUCGAUGCUCUUCGGCACAGUUGUGGAGUGAAUGUGAUGUAUAUACAGACGGAGCGAGUGUCACCCGUAUGAAUUUGUCUCGACUUUAUUUUGUGUCUUUUAUUUAUUUUUUUUUUUUUACUAAAAUUUCAGUGGCUUUUUUUCUUCUUGGUUCUCUUGAUUUGCUUCCCUCAGGUGUUUCAGUACAAAAAGAAAAAAAAAUUAAAAUUUCUGAUUUGAAGUCUAA